This is a messenger RNA of Adineta steineri, 840 nucleotides long. The record is from the annotation of a GenBank genome assembly. NCBI's taxonomy places the organism in Eukaryota, Metazoa, Rotifera, Eurotatoria, Adinetida, Adinetidae.
AUGACAGUUUUACCAUUUCUUGAUGUUAAAGCUACACCAAUAUGUUCAGUUGCAUCACCACGAGUAUCAAGAUCAAUAUCAUUGCCUCGUUCAUCUGAACAUAAAAGUCAAUCACUUAAAAUAUCUUCAUCAUCACAUUUAUCUGAUUUAUUUGCAUCAACAACUACACCAAAAAUAAAGAUUUAUUCUCGAACAGAUCAACUAUUAAAAAAAUUACCACAUGCAAAAACGGCUAGAGCACAAGCAGGUGACCCUGGUUGGAGACCAUUUGUUCGUGAUCUACCUGAUUAUGAUUAUUUAUGGGAUACUGUAACUCGUGAACAUAUGCGUCAUCAAUAUGAUGACUAUGUACCACCACCACGUAUUAACCCUAAUGAACCUGAAAAACCAUAUCAAAUGUCAUCGAUAUUUGAAACUCAAGAUAGACAUUAUCAUAAUUAUAAACGAUUACAAGCUAUGCAACAACGAAAAUGGAAUCGGGAUCGUAUGCAAUAUAGUAUUUAUCCAUAUGGAGAAGCUGAAGAACGUGAGACAUACAGAAAAAAUCUUCGAUCAACAUUGAAAGAGCAAAUGGAACAAAAAGCUCAAGCAGAAAAAAAUGAAUUAGAUAUAAAACAUAGUACAACUCAAGAGAUUUUAGAUCAAGAUCGGAAAUUUCUUGAAGAAGAAAAACAUCGAAAUGAUGCUCGAGCUAGAUUAUUAGCACAAACCACUGUUAAAAAUAAAGAGUUAAUGGAAAAUAAAUGGGAAUAUAAUCAAUGGAAUCGUACACAUCAAUGGCAUGUUGAACGAGCUAUAUUAGCCGAUAGUCCGAUCAAUUGGAGUAAAACAAUGACUUAG